AUGAGCAAACAAAAGUCGACAACAACUGUUAUCAGUGGUGCAACAGCGAUGCCUAGCACCACCACUAUUACCAACGCGAACAAUCGUGCUGCUGCUGUGCUGCCUCGACCUAGGCGUCGAGAGCUUCAAAACUCUCUGCUGGUAUGGCUUGAUACCGAUUUCGAUGAAUCCAAAGGCGAUUAUAAAAAAUCAAUACAACAUUUACGAAAUAUUUUAGAAACAGUGACAACAUUUACAGACAUUGACGAAUGUAUUGAUUUUCUAAGUGAUAUUGAAAAUGAAAAUGUAUUUAUGAUCAUCUCUGGUGCCCUGGGACAACAUAUAAUACCAGUAAUUCAAGAAUGCCCACAGUUAGUCUCAAUUUAUAUUGUAUGUGACAAUCAAUCGAUUCAUGAGGAAUGGGCCAAAACAAUACCUAAGGUAAAAGGUAUAUACACACAAAUCGAACUGAUUUGUAAAGCAUUACAAAUAGAUCAAGAAAAUUGUGAUCGAGCUAUGAUCUCGAUAAGUUUUAAUAGAAUUGAUCCAUUAUUUAUGUAUACACAAUUGUUAAAAGAAGCACUUCUGCAAAUAGAAGAUGAUGAUGCAAAAUCGAUUAAGGAACUCGUUGAAUACUGUCGUCUUCAAAGCGAUGCUUCCGAAAAAACACUUGAAAAGAUUGAAGAAGAAUAUCGUAAUCAUUCACCCAUUUGGUGGUACACAGGUCCAUAUUUUAUCUACUCAAUGCUUAAUUGUGGUCUUCGAGAAAUGGAUGUUGACAUCAUCCUUAAAAUGGGCUUUUUCAUUCGUCAUUUACAUCAACAUAUUACAAAAUUACAUUAUGAACAACAAGGAAACAUGCCAACAAAAUUUCAAGUCUUUCGUGGACAAGGUUUGUCCAUGGAAGAUUUUGAAAAAAUGAAACAAACCAAAGGAGGACUUAUGUCCUUUAAUAAUUUCUUGUCGACAAGUCGUAAUCGUGAGAUAUCUUUCAACUUUGCACAACCAGCAUCAUUUAAUCCAAAUUCAGUUGGUGUUCUUUUCAUUAUGAACAUUGAUACGAAUAUUUGUACAAAAUCAUCGACAUCAUUUGCGGAAAAAAUAAAUUGGCCAUCUUAA
This is a messenger RNA of Rotaria sp. Silwood1, 1098 nucleotides long. Lineage: Eukaryota; Metazoa; Rotifera; Eurotatoria; Philodinida; Philodinidae. The record is from the annotation of a GenBank genome assembly.